Messenger RNA from Closterium sp. Yama58-4, 1344 nucleotides. Lineage: Eukaryota; Viridiplantae; Streptophyta; Zygnematophyceae; Desmidiales; Closteriaceae. The record is from the annotation of a GenBank genome assembly.
AUGGGAUAUGGAAUCACAGAGGUGUAUGAGCGGGCGUUUGAGCACAUGAGGACGAACGCUGCCGACCAGAAGGAGGAGCGGGUGAUGCUGCUGGAGGCGUGGCGGGAGAUGGAGCGGGCGGCAGGCGUGAACGGCGACCCGGGAUUGGGUCGAGAAGAGAUGCCACGUCGCGUGAAGCGGAAGCGGCCAAUCACAACUGAGGAUGGCACUCUGCUGGGUACUCUCGACCACCUACCUACUCUCGUAGCCAUGGCGGGAGGUCUCGACGUGCAUAAGAACAAGUACAUCGAGGAUUGGGGUACGCGGCGCGAGAACUCGAGAAGAUCUUUCGCUUCAACCGUCGCACGCUCUCGAUCGCGGCGCUCGCAAUCGUCGUCGUUCCAGUCAUCGUUUACCGAGGCACCAUCGCAGAAUUCAGGAAGCAAGAGGAGCUGGAAGGCCGACCGCAGCGCAAGUUCAUGUAGAUGCUCCUCCCUGCGACAGAUGGCUGUGCGCGUCGUUUCUCGCAUCAGGUCGCACGGAGCGGCGGAUCGAGCCGUCGCAUGGCCGUUCGCGACGUUCGCAAACGGGUUCCCUUUUUCGCGAGUCGUCGCAUCUCCCGCAUCCUCGGAUAGCCCCGCAAGGGAUUUCUCGUCAACCUCCUCCCCUGCUUCUGAACCUCCCACUUCUUCAGCCGUAUCACGCGGCCCCUUAGAGGACCUGGCCCAACGCCAACGGGACUACCAGGCCCAGGUGUCAUCCCUCCGCAAGGCAUACGCUCAGGAGCAUCAGGAGCUGAGGAGAGCGGCGAUUGAAAGCGCAGCAGCAGCGCAGAGAGGCGGCGGCGAGCGAGAAGGAAGAGAGAGAAGAGGGAGAGCGAGAGAGAGAGAGAGAGAGAGAGAGAGAGAGAGAGAGAGAGAGAGAGAGAGAGGAGAGAGAGAGAGAGAGAGAGAGAGAGAGAGAGAGAGAGAGAGCGAGAGAGAGAGAGAGAGAGAGAGAGAGAGAGAGAGAGAGAGAGAGAGAGAGAUGAGAGAGGAGAGAGAGAGAGAGAGAGAGCGAGAGAGAGAGAGAGAGAGAGAGAGAGGAGAGAGAGAGAGAGCGAGUGAGGGAGGGAGCGAGAGAGGAGUGAGAGAGAGAGAGAGAGAGAGAGAGAGAGAGAGAGAGAGAGAGCGAGAGAGAGAGAGAGAGAGAGAGAGAGGAGAGGAGAGCGAGAGAGAGAGAAGAGAGAGAGAGGCGAGAGAGAGAGAGAGAGAGAGAGAGAGAGCGAGAGAGAGAGAGAGAGAGAGAGAGAGGAGCAAGCCAAAGAUAAACAAGGAGAGGGAGAGGGAGGAGAGUCGAAUGGAAGGCACGAGGCACAACUUGUGA